AGAAUUCAAACUCCGUAUCACUCUUGUCGUUCUUUGCCGUGAACGUUCUUUUGACAAUCACAAGAGCGAGCUGUCAGUGCAGGUAAGCCAGAUUGUCGACCUUGCGUUCAGGUGGUCUAGUGGCGACGCUGCCGGACUACAGCAAACUACGGCGAGCUGCUGGCAGACGAUUUGGGGGUGGAUGUUCUGAGUCAGUGACUGAUACCUUUGCCUGCCAGGGCUGCCCAAGAUGUCUCUCGUUCUCCCAGAACCCCACCAGCAAUUCCAGCAUAUCCUCCGUCUGCUGAACACGAACGUCGAUGGAAAGCGCAAGAUUAUGUAUGCUCUAACCGAGAUCAAGGGUGUCGGACGUCGCUAUUCCAACUUGGUCUGCAAGAAAGCGGACGUUGACCUCACCAAACGAGCUGGAGAACUUAAUUCUGACGAACUGGAGCGUAUCGUUACGAUCAUACAAAAUCCUACUCAGUUCAAAAUCCCGACGUGGUUUUUGAACAGGCAAAAAGACAUAGUUGAUGGAAAGAACUCUCAAAUAUUAUCAAAUGGAGUGGAUUCCAAGCUUCGCGAUGACCUUGAGCGAUUGAAGAAAAUCCGAGCCCACCGUGGGCUCAGACACGUUUGGGGCCUGCGGGUACGAGGCCAACACACGAAAACAACAGGUCGUCGGGGAAAGACCGUUGGUGUGUCGAAGAAACGUGGUUAGGCACUACCAUCGAAUUAUAUUUGCUCCGUAUCCUACUUCACAUGAGUUUGAUUGCAAUCAAGUUUGUCUUCCGCAGUCGCUGUUCAGCUUUACC
Molecule: messenger RNA, 794 nt
Organism: Pisolithus orientalis
Lineage: Eukaryota; Fungi; Basidiomycota; Agaricomycetes; Boletales; Pisolithaceae
Product: ribosomal protein S13
Exons: 4
Coding region: 230-700 (156 amino acids)
Biological process (GO): translation
Cellular component (GO): ribosome; cytosol; small ribosomal subunit
Molecular function (GO): structural constituent of ribosome; RNA binding
Source: RefSeq, a predicted model, not a curated record